Molecule: messenger RNA, 1799 nt
Organism: Halteromyces radiatus
Lineage: Eukaryota; Fungi; Mucoromycota; Mucoromycetes; Mucorales; Cunninghamellaceae
Product: S-adenosyl-L-methionine-dependent methyltransferase
Exons: 9
Coding region: 21-1766 (581 amino acids)
Biological process (GO): RNA processing
Molecular function (GO): RNA methyltransferase activity
Source: RefSeq, a predicted model, not a curated record
CCUUUUUCUUAAACAGAGAAAUGCUCAAGUUUACACGAUCACUUUUGAAUUCGGUACUAGGACGCAAAAGAACAAUAGAAAAUGAUGAUGAUACGUCCAACCAUGAUCAAUCAAGCAAGAAAUUGAAAACUGAUGAAAAUCAAAAGUCUUUAUACAGGGUAACGGUAUCCAAUCUUCCUGUAUAUGAAAUAGGAGGAAUCAAGAAACUUUUGAACGAUGCUGGUCUUAAACGUAUCAAGAAAGCUCCUGAAUGGACUUAUGCUCAUUGUUUUGCUGAUACCAAGGAAGAAGCUGAAGCUGCCGCCAACCAGUUACAAAAUCAACAAUACAAAGGUAAAGCAUUGGAUAUAAAGUGGGAAGCCAUAUCACCUCAAGAACAUAGACAAGCUAAGGUUACUGGCAAGAAGAAAAACAAGCAAAAGGCAAAAAUGUGGGAAGACUUAGGACCUGACCUUGAUCCUCACGAACGAUUGGCCUAUCAAGUUACUCCCUUAUUCAAGUUACCAUAUGAUGAACAGUUGGAGAAAAAGCGCAAAGUGGGUGUCAAUCAUAUCUUUAAUCUGAAAAAACAGUUACUUAAGUUACCUUUAAGUGAAGAAAACAAGAAACAAAUCAGUUGGAUUACUAAAUCUGGUCUUCCUAUGGAACAAGUAGAUAUCAUUGCUUCACCUGAAAUCAAUGGCUACCGUACCAAGUGUGAAUUUACUAUUGGUUCAGAUUUGGAUGGAAGACCUACUGUGGGAUUUUUACUGGGAAGAUAUGCUGAAGGCAUUACUAGUGUAUUGAAUGCUGAAAAACAGAUCCAUAUACCUGAUACCGCAAAAUCAAUAGCUUCAGCUAUGCAGGAUUAUAUUCGUUCAUCCAACUAUCCAAUCUAUAAUCGAACGGAAAAGGAAGGUGUUUGGAGAACUUUGAUGACUAAAACUCAACGUACUGGAGAUGUGAUGAUAUUGGUACAAGCUAGUACAGAAAGUCUCUCAUCUAAUGAAAUACAAGCAAUGAAAGAUGACUUGGUGAAUUAUUGGACGGAACGUGUCAAGAAACAAAACAUCCAUGUGACCACUUUACUCUUUCAAGAAUGGGAUGGUGCUUCAAAUGGGAUUACUGAUCGAGUGCCUGUACAAACAUUAUAUGGUGAUGGAUACAUCUAUGAAGAGUUAUUGGGUUGUCGAUUCCGAUUGUCAAGUAGUGCUUUCUUCCAAGUCAAUACACCAGCUGCCGAACUACUAUAUGCCAAAUGUGCUGAAUGGUGUAAUCUAGAUAAAAAAGACAGCAAGAGGAAGAAGACAACAUUAUUAGAUUUAUGUUGUGGUACUGGAACAAUUGGUAUAACUAUGGCAAAGAACGUAGACAAGGUGAUUGGGGUGGAAAUGGUACCAGAAGCUAUUGUAGAUGCAAAGGAAAAUGCGGAACGAAAUGGUGUCACCAAUGUUACUUAUUAUGCAAACAAGGUAGAAGAAAAAUUGAAUGUAUUUCAACGUCAAGGUGAUGAACAAAUCAUAGCUGUAUUAGAUCCACCAAGAGCUGGUGUUCAUGCUAGUGUGAUCCGAGCUAUCCGUGAUGCCAAACAUAUUGACAAAGUGAUUUAUAUCAGUUGUGAUGCAAAACAAGCAACACCCAAUUUCUUAUCAUUAUGUCGACCUCAAUCAAAUCGUUUUACUGGAUUGCCUUUCAAACCUAAAAGGGCUAUUUCUGUAGAUCUUUUCCCUCAUAGUGAACCUUGUGAAUUGAUGAUUGAAUUUGAACGUGUGACGGAAGAAGAAUAGAUAAUUUUGGAUUUUUAGUUAGCUUAGUGUAGU